This is a messenger RNA of Phodopus roborovskii (desert hamster), 1458 nucleotides long. RefSeq names its product phospholipid phosphatase related 5 (gene Plppr5). The coding region runs from base 328 to 1293 and encodes 321 amino acids. The record is from RefSeq and is a predicted model, not a curated record. NCBI's taxonomy places the organism in Eukaryota, Metazoa, Chordata, Mammalia, Rodentia, Cricetidae. Gene Ontology annotation, molecular function: phosphatidate phosphatase activity. The transcript has 6 exons. Gene Ontology annotation, biological process: phospholipid dephosphorylation; signal transduction; phospholipid metabolic process.
GGAUGCUCCCCUGCUGGGGCUGGGGACUCCCCGCCCUUGCGCGCGACCCCGCGCCCGGGCGGGCGGCGCUUGCGGUGGGCAGGGGGUGGGCAGGGCAGCCGGGACUCGUCCAGGGGUAGCCACCUCCUCUGCAUCCUGCCCGCGCAUCCCUGAGCCCAGCCUCAUCAUCCGCCUCUGCCUCUGGCAGCAGCCAGCCUCCGCCUCGCGCCACCUCGGCCUCUCGCCGCCCCCGCCCCCGCGCCCCCGGUGGCUGUGCCUUGGCUGAGCCCGGAGGGGGCCUGUGGCGCGUUGGCCGCCUGCUCGGCUCCGCUUGGCCGGGAGGCGUGCAUGCCCCUGCUGCCCGUGGCGCUCAUCAGCAGCAUGCUCUAUUUCCAGAUGGUGAUCAUGGCAGGGACUGUGAUGCUGGCGUACUACUUUGAAUACACGGACACGUUCACUGUGAACGUGCAAGGCUUCUUCUGCCACGACAGCGCCUACCGCAAACCCUAUCCCGGUCCAGAGGACAGCAGCGCGGUGCCCCCUGUGCUCCUCUACUCGCUGGCCGCUGGUGUCCCGGUGCUCGUGAUAAUAGUUGGAGAAACUGCUGUGUUUUGCCUACAAUUAGCCACAAGGGAUUUUGAAAACCAGGAGAAAACUAUUUUAACUGGAGACUGUUGCUAUAUAAACCCACUGGUACGCCGAACUGUCCGAUUUCUCGGAAUUUAUACGUUUGGACUCUUUGCUACAGAUAUCUUUGUAAAUGCUGGGCAAGUGGUUACAGGCAACUUGGCUCCACACUUUCUGGCCUUGUGUAAGCCCAACUACACAGCUCUUGGGUGUCAACAGUAUACACAGUUCAUCAGUGGGGAGGAAGCGUGCACAGGCAACCCAGAUCUUAUCAUGAGAGCAAGGAAAACCUUCCCAUCCAAAGAGGCUGCCCUCAGUGUUUAUGCUGCCAUGUAUCUGACGAUGUACAUUACCAACACUAUCAAAGCAAAAGGCACCAGACUUGCUAAGCCCGUUCUAUGCUUGGGAUUAAUGUGUUUGGCCUUUCUUACUGGACUCAACAGAGUAGCAGAAUAUCGAAAUCAUUGGUCAGAUGUGAUAGCAGGCUUUCUAGUUGGAAUAUCUAUAGCAGUAUUUCUGGUUGUAUGCGUGGUAAAUAAUUUCAAAGGAAGACAACCAGAGAAUGGGCACAUGCACAGGGACAAUGUGGCCCGGAUGCCGAUGAUCAACAUUCCUCGAGUAGAAAGUCCUUUGGAAAAGGUAGCAUCCGUGCAGAACCACAUCACUGCCUUUGCGGAAGUCACAUGAUAUUGAAGCAGAUGGCUUUUCCCUGCACUGGACAUCAUCCCUUUUUACCAUUCAUUCAUAAGAAAGUUUAUUUGGUUACACAGGAAAUUUAUAAAAUUGCCUGAGACUUUUUAUGAAUUUAAAAUUCAACAGCACCCUCUCUGCCCCCAUCCCACUAGACUGUGA